Molecule: messenger RNA, 11510 nt
Organism: Eublepharis macularius
Lineage: Eukaryota; Metazoa; Chordata; Lepidosauria; Squamata; Eublepharidae
Gene: DOCK5
Product: dedicator of cytokinesis 5
Exons: 51
Coding region: 243-5900 (1885 amino acids)
Biological process (GO): small GTPase-mediated signal transduction; cell migration
Cellular component (GO): cytoplasm; plasma membrane
Molecular function (GO): small GTPase binding; guanyl-nucleotide exchange factor activity; GTPase activator activity
Source: RefSeq, a predicted model, not a curated record
CCGGCCCAGGCAGGACAAGGGAGGAGCCGGAGACGGGGCAGCAGGUGAUCCCACCCGGCAGGGGCGGGCACUGACCGCCCCCUCGCUCUGGCUCGGCGGCGGCGGCUGGAGGAAGGCGGGCCGGGCAGCCAAGUUCCCUGCCGGCGGCGCCUUGCGGCUGCUGCGAAUUAAGUUUGGCAACAACUGCGGUCCGGAUCCGACAGGCUGAGCAUGGCGGGAGAGCCUGGAGCAGCCGAGGCUGGAUGAGGCCGAGGAGGAGAAGUCGCCUGCCGGGUAGGGCGCGCCGGAGGAGACGGAGAGGGAGCGGAUCCCUCUCCGCCCCGGCAUGGCUCGCUGGAUCCCCACCAAGCGGGAGAAGUACGGCGUGGCAAUCUAUAAUUACGAUGCUGUCCAGGAUGUGGAACUCUCCUUGCAGGUUGGUGACACUGUUCACAUUCUGGAGAUGCACGAAGAUUGGUACAGAGGAUAUACUCUUCGAAAUAAGGCGAAAAAGACAAAAUGAGACAGUAAUUCCUAGCGAGCUGCCCUUAGUCCAGGAACUGACUUCCACUCUGCGGGAAUGGGCAGUUAUCUGGCACCGGCUGUAUGUGGAGAACAAGAAGAGUCUCUUCCGCCAUGUGCAGCAGAUGACCUAUAGCCUAAUUGAAUGGAGGUCCCAGAUCCUUUCGGGAACCCUCCCCAAAGAUGAGCUGGCUGAACUCAAGAAGAAAGUCACAGCUAAAAUAGACUAUGGCAAUAGGAUCCUGGGACUAGAUUUGGUUGUGCGGGAUGACAACGGGAACAUCCUAGAUCCGGAUGCUACCAGCACAAUAGCACUUUUUAAAGCGCACGAGACAGCAUCCAGAAGAGUCAAUGAAAGGAUACAAGAGGAAAAGUCACUUCAGCAGGAUUUAGGCCUGCGGGGACAGACCAUCUUCAACAGCACCCACACCUACAGCCUGUAUGUCAGCUUCAAGAAUUUUGUCUGCAACAUUGGUGAAGAUGCAGAACUCCUCAUGAGCCUGUACGAUCCUGACCAGUCCUUAUUCAUUAGUGAAAACUACCUGAUUCGUUGGGGGAGCACCGGAAUGCCCAAGGAAAUUGAGAAGCUGAACAAUCUCCAGGCUGUCUUUACGGACCUCAGCAGCUCUAACUUGAUCCGGCCUAGAAUCAGCCUGGUGUGUCAGAUUGUGAGAGUGGGACACAUGGAGCUUAAAGAAGGAAAGAAGCAUACCUGUGGGCUCCGGAGACCUUUUGGAGUGGCUGUGAUGGACAUAACAGACAUCAUCCAUGGGAAGGUGGACGAUGAAGAAAAGCAACAUUUUAUUCCCUUUCAGCAGAUUGCCAUGGAAACAUACAUCAGGCAGAGGCAGUUAAUCAUGGCACCUCUAAUAACGUCUCAUGUGAUUGGAGAGAAUGAACCCCUGACAUCGGUUUUCAACAAAGUCAUUGCUGCAAAGGAAGUGAAUCACAAAGGGCAAGGCCUCUGGGUUUCACUAAAGCUGCUUCCUGGUGAUUUAGCUCAAGUUCAGAAGGACUUUUCUCAUCUUGUUGACAGAUCCACAGCGGUGGCCCGCAAAAUGGGAUUCCCCGAGAUUAUACUUCCUGGUGAUGUACGAAAUGACAUCUAUGUUACCCUGGUCCAUGGAGAGUUUGACAAAGGGAAGAAGAAGACCCCCAAGAAUGUAGAGGUCACCAUGUCCGUCCAUGAUGAAGAUGGCAACCUUGUAGAGAAAGCUAUCCAUCCAGGGGCUGGUUAUGAAGGUAUCUCUGAAUACAAGUCAGUUGUCUACUAUCAAGUCAAGCAGCCUUGCUGGUAUGAAACUGUAAAGGUAUCCAUCGCGAUAGAAGAAGUCAGCCGCUGCCAUUUGAGGUUCACCUUUCGUCAUCGCUCAUCACAGGAAUCACGAGAUAAAUCCGAGAAGGCUUUUGGGAUGGCCUUUGUGAAACUGAUGAAUGCAGAUGGCACUACCCUACAAGAUGGCCGACAUAACUUAAUAGUCUACAAGGGCGAGAACAAGAAAAUGGAAGAUGCCAAGUGCUAUUUAACACUUCCUGGCACCAAAGUGGAAAUGGAGGACAGGGAUGGUCCCUCAGUCAAGCAUCAGCCUCAUGUAACCAACUUCACUCCCACCAAAGACAGCACCAAGGAUAGCUUUCAGAUUGCCACUCUCAUCUGCUCUACAAAGCUGACCCAGAAUGUUGACCUACUGGGGCUGCUGAACUGGCGUUCAAACUCCCAAAAUAUAGGACACAAUCUGAAGAAGCUAAUGGAAGUAGAUGGAGGAGAGAUUGUUAAGUUCUUACAAGAUACACUUGAUGCACUGUUUAACAUAAUGAUGGAGAUGUCAGACAACGAAUCCUAUGACUUCCUUGUAUUUGAUGCACUGGUAUUUAUUAUUUCUUUGAUUGGAGACAUCAAGUUUCAACACUUUAAUCCUGUCCUUGAAACUUACAUCUACAAGCAUUUCAGUGCCACCUUGGCCUAUGUGAAGCUCACCAAGGUUCUGAACUACUAUGUAGGAAAUGCAGAAGACACCAGCAAGACAGAGUUGCUUUUUGCUGCUUUAAAAGCCUUGAAGUACCUCUUCCGGUUCAUCGUUCAGUCAAGAGUGCUAUACCUACGAUUUUAUGGCCAAAGCGAAGAUGGGGAUGAAUUUAAUAAUGCAAUCCGAAAGCUGUUCCUUUCCUUUAAUGUCCUCAUGGACAGACCUCUGGAGGAGGCUGUCAAAAUCAAGGGUGCUGCUUUAAAGUAUUUGCCAAGUAUCAUCAAUGAUGUCAAACUGGUGUUCGAUCCGGUUGAGCUCAGCGUCCUCUUUAGCAAAUUCAUCCAAAGCAUCCCAGACAACCAGCUGGUUCACCAGAAACUGAACUGCAUGACCAAGAUUGUCGACAGUGACCUAUUCCGUCAAGCUGAGUGCCGAGAUGUUCUCCUGCCUCUGUUUGUUGAUCAGUUAAGUGGACAGCUGGAUGAUAAUUCUAGCAAACCUGACCAUGAAGCCUCUUCACAGCUGCUCAGCAGUAUUCUUGAGGUUUUGGAUCGUAAGGAAGUGGGCCCUACUGCUGUUCACAUCCAGCUGAUUAUGGAGCGCCUGCUGAGGAAAAUAAACCGGACCGUGAUUGGAAUGAGCAGACAGUCUCCUCACAUUGGUAGCUUUGUAGCGUGUAUGACGGCCAUCUUGAGGCAGAUGGAGGAUUCCCAUUAUAACCACUACAUCAGCACUUUCAAAACCAGACAAGACCUUAUUGAUUUCCUGAUGGAAACGUUCAUCAUGUUUAGGGAUCUGAUUGGAAAGAAUGUCUAUCCAAACGACUGGAUGGUUAUGAAUAUGAUGCAGAGCAGGGUUUUUCUUCGAGCCAUAAACCAAUAUACUUCUGUGCUCAGAAGGAUCUUUUUGAAAGAUGCAAAUUUUGAACUGCAGCUGUGGAAUAAUUACUUUCACUUGGCAGUAGCCUUUCUUACCCAUGAUUCCCUCCAGCUGGAGAACUUCUCACAGGCCAAACGGAACAAGAUGAUGAAGAAAUACGGGGACAUGAGGAAGGACAUUGGCUUCAAAAUAAAUGAUAUGUGGGAUGCCCUAGGGCCUGAGAAGAUCAAGUUCAUCCCUUCUAUGGUUGGCCCAAUCCUGGAAGUGACCCUGACACCUGAGCCCGAAUUGCGAAGGGCAACCAUCCCCAUCUUCUUUGACAUGAUGCAGUGCGAAUUCACCUUCAGUGGAAGGAGAAACUUCCAUAUGUUUGAAAAUGAACUGAUAACCAAGCUGGAUCAGGAAGUCGAAGGGGGACGAGGAGAUGAACAGUAUAAGAUUUUGCUGGAGAAACUCAUGCUGGAACUUUGCCGGAAGCAUAUGUACUUAUCUAGCUCAGGGGAGGUAUUUGUUCUGUUGGUUAGCAGCUUGCUGGAGAAUCUCCUGGAUUACAGGACCAUCAUGCAUGAUGGGAGCAAAGAAAACCGCAUGAGUUGUACCGUGAACGUGUUGAAUUUUUACAAAGAAAAGAAGAGAGAAGAUAUAUACAUCAGGUACUUGUAUAAACUCCGGGACCUUCACAUAGACUGUGAAAACUACACCGAGGCCGCAUACACUCUUCUCCUUCAUGCAGAGUUACUCCAGUGGUCUGACAAGCCGUGUGCCCCGCAUCUGCUUCAGAGGGACAGCUACUAUGUCUAUUCACAACAGGAGCUCAAGGAGAAGCUGUACCAGGAAAUCAUUGCCUUCUUGGACAAAGGAAAGAUGUGGGAGAAGGCAAUCCAGCUAAGCAAAGAACUAGCUGAGAUGUAUGAGAACAAGGUUUUCGAUUAUGAAGGGCUUGGAAAUCUCUUGAAAAAACGGGCCACAUUCUAUGAAAACAUUAUGAAGGCGAUGAGACCUCAACCAGAAUAUUUUGCUGUUGGGUAUUACGGCCAUGGAUUCCCCUCCUUUCUCCGGAACAAGAUCUUCAUCUAUCGCGGCAAGGAAUAUGAAAGGAGGGAAGACUUCAAUUUGAAACUAUUGACCCAGUUUCCAAAUGCUGAGAAACUGAGCAGCACCACUCCUCCAGCAGAGGAUAUCAAAGCUUCCCCAAAGCAAUAUGUGCAGUGCUUCAUCGUUAAGCCUGUAAUGAACCCCCCACCAAACUACAAGGACAAGCCUGUUCCAGAGCAGAUUCUUAACUUCUACAGAGCCAAUGAAGUGCAACAAUUUCAAUAUUCUCGACCAUUCAGGAAAGGAGAGAAAGACCCAGAGAAUGAGUUUGCAACAAUGUGGAUAGAAAGAACCACCUACACAACUGCCUAUUCUUUCCCAGGGAUUCUCAAAUGGUUUGAAGUCAAACAGGUUACAACGGAGGAAAUCAGCCCCUUGGAGAAUGCCAUCGAGACCAUGGAGCUGACCAAUGAGAAAAUCAGCAAUAUUGUUCAGCAGCAUGCCUGGGACAGGACCCUUCCAGUGCACCCCCUCUCCAUGCUGUUAAACGGCAUUGUGGAUCCAGCUGUCAUGGGCGGAUUCACCAACUAUGAGAAGGCCUUUUUCACCGAGAAAUAUAUUCAAGAGCACCCUGAAGAUCAAGAUAAGAUUGAACUGCUCAAGCAACUGAUUGCCCUACAGAUGCCUUUGCUGGCAGAAGGCAUCAGAAUCCAUGGCGAGAAGCUGACGGAGCAGUUGAAGCCACUGCACGACAGACUAACUUCCUGCUUCAAGGAGCUGAGGGGGAAAGUGGAGAAGCUGUACGGUGUGAUAACUCUGCCUUCCUCACUGACUGAGAGAAAGCAGAGCAGGUCAGGAUCAGUGGUUUUGCCAUACAUCAUGUCCUCCACUUUGAGAAGGCUCUCAGUUACCUCUGUGACUUCCUCCGUGGGAUCUACGUCUUCUACCUCAUCAGACAGUACCUCCUCCAGGCCAGGAUCAGAUGGAUCCAUUCUUGAGCCGCUGGUGGAAAGGAGAAGUUCAGCAGCCUCCAGGAUGGAAGAGCUCUCUGCCAAAGACGAGGGUGAGAACAGGAUUAAUAAAUUCAAGCGGAAGGAGUGGAGCAUCAGCAAAUCUCAGGUUAUUGUGGAGAAGGAGCCAGAGGCUGUGCUGACAUCCAAAAUGAAUAUGUUGGGAAAAGCAAGGCCAAAGAGUCUCCAGCUUGGGGAAAGCAAACUGACACUGCUUCAGACUUCAUCACUCCAGCAGGCCAUGCCACUCAGCCCACCGCCAAUCACUCCCAAAACCCCAAGAACCCAAAGUUUUCCAUCUUUGCAAACAGAUGGAUUGGCAGUCAUGAAUGCACAGAACCCUCCACCCCCACCUCCACCCAAAUGCAAACCCUAUGAGAAUAGCAAUGGGAGGAACUCCACGGAGGUUGCUCCGCCAUUGCCCAGCAGGCGGGAAGUCAGGCCUCCCCCUCCUCCUCCAAAAGCAAGGAAAUCCAGCGUUCUUUCUUCAGAGCAAGGACUUCCGUGAGAAUUCCAUGCCAGCCUAGCCCACUUGCAUCUUGAACAAAAUGCCUGCUCUCCUUUUUUGCAAAUAUGUGCCUCAUGGUCAUGCAUGUCCCAGUGAUUUUUCCCCCAAAUGAAAGGACAAAAUGAUUCCACCCUUCUGCUUCCCUUCUCUGUAUAAUUUCCUUAGACCACGCCAAAAUAAGUCAUUUAAACCAUGGCAGUUUCCAAGCUUCUGACUUUCCUUGUUUGCACAUUAAAACGCUCUGACCUUCCUCAUAGUAGAGCUGCAUCAUGUUUAGCCAGCUCAGAACAUUCCAUAGCACGAGCUUGGUGAUUCCAGUUCUUGGGAGUUCUUCUGCUACCAGCAAAGCGUCAGUGUUACUCAGAAUUCUUUUUCUACCAAAAAUAGCCACCUUGGUCUUUUAAAGCCAAGUAAGCAUCAUCUGUAACAGGCAACCUUUUAUCUCUUUGCGACUGCAUUGGAUUUGCAUGAAGAAUUCAGACCUGCACCCUGCAGAGGGAACCUGGAAUAGAUAAGCCAUGAAUCUACAGACGACAGAACCAACUGCAGUUUCCUAAAGACAAACUGCAGAGAUUUAGGAGAUGUGCUUGGUUGGGCUAAGGGCUGGGGCUUGACUUCAGUCUUGAGGUCUGAGUCUUAAGGCUUGGCCUGGUGAGCUACCCUUGCCUCUUUGUACUCAGAUACAAAGCACAGAAGGGAGUCUGAGUGUGCAAGAUUCGCUUCUCCAAUUGGCUGGCAGUAAGAAGCCUUUGAAUUCGCCAGUCUUAGUAUAAAUAUUAGGAGCCUGGACACAGGCCUUUACCUGUUCAGUAGCAUAGUGCCUUCUGCUUGUUAUACUCCAGGCUCCAGCGUCCAGCUCAAACCAUUGACUUUGGGAAGACUGAACUAAAAGAGAGAGGUCUGGGUCUUGCAGCUGGCGCUCCUCUCCUACCCUGACAAAGGAACGCAGAUUUCAUGCCUAGGUACCUUACUUUGGCGAGAGCAUCAAUGUACAGCAGCAGAAGAUUUCUGAGGGUUUUGUUGGACAUCUGUUGAGUCAAAGGAGAGCAAUAUGAUCUUUCUCUGGACCAGCUUGGUGUUUCUUUCUCAAAAGUUCACUGUCAUUCCUCCUGUGGAUGCCUCAAUUAUUUUAUAGCUAUCUGGACUUUGCACACAAACAGGGUUACGUACACUACUAUAGCUUCAUUUCACUUAAAUCAUUGAUGUAUAUUUUUUACAUAAUAGUUGGUUGCCUUACAAGACUGACCUACCGGUGUAAUUAUCGUUGUGAAUAGUUCUAUCAGAGGACAAAUUGCAUACUAUGGUGCUGCUUGACCUCCCAAACAAACAUCCAUAACCCAAGAUAAGUCAACCACUAAGAGGUCCAACAGAACUCUUUGCAAACCUUCAAAUAUACAGCCCUGCAUUGUUUUCUAGAUCUGUACUGCUUUGACCCUUGUUAAGUCUGUUGUAAAAUAGUGCCACUGCAUUUCCUCAUUUUGUACCAAAAGCUCAGGGCUCAGCCCUCUUAGGACUCGGAAAUAUUUGAGAAGUAAUCCAGGUGGUUUGACUGCUGCAUUCUCAGCUGUUUUAAGUUUGAAUUCCAGUGUAAGUCAUAAUGUAAAUCUAUUUGGGCAUCCUUUUUCAGAGCUUCUUAGCAGUUGGUUGUGUUGAUUGCCUCCCUCCCAUGUCCUCAUCUUAAGGUGUACAUCAGAAGGCUUUCACCAAGUUUCACUCCUGAGAUCUUACUGUUGACCUUUAGAUUGGAGAUUUGGGAGAGUCACUGUAAAGUGAGAAUCAUCAUUUGGAAUAUCCAUGAUACGAAGAGCAGAAGUGUGCCCUCAGACUUGGGGUGCAUCCAAGCUGAAGCUAUUAGGCUGGAUCCAGACUAAGUUUUCCAAUGUCAGAAUGGGAUUUCCGUGCCUCCUCCUCCUCCCACUGCAGCCCACUGAUCUCCACAAAAUGCUGCUCCUGGGGGAUAGAGAGGAUCAUGAGGAAUGACACGAGGGAGCUCUGUAGCUGAAAAGGGGAAAUGGUGGAAAUUGCCAGUUUAGUCUGGCUCAAGAUUUUCUUUAUUUCAAAAACAAAAGGCAUGAAAGCCAAGUUUGGGAUCUGAAUAGUGUGAUUGGUUUGAGUGUUCAGAUGCUAUUGAGAAAAAGUUGUGUAUCUAGAGUUUUGUCCUUUUGAGAGAAGGCUGUGUGUGUACAGUGUUUUUGUCCUUCCUUAACUUUUGUCAUCAUUUGCUUAAAGCCCUCCAGCAGUAAUUUAGGGUGCUCGGCUUCCGUCUAGUGUAUGUGCUGCUGAAGUGGGCACAGGGUGCUUGGCUUCAAGAAGCCUGUGAGUUGAAUGAACUCGGCUUUCCUUUUCCAAAGAACUUUGUAUGUUUCUCAGUCUCAGCAGCACCUCAUGUGAUGCAAGCUGAACAAAGUGGCUAGCUAGAAGGCGUAGGUUGGGGCUUGAGUAUGCCACAUAACACCUUCUCCAUCCUACGGGUUACCUUGAUGCCUGUUUUGCCCACAGCCAAAUCACCAUGUUCUUACUUUGACCUUUGUUCCUCUCUUUACUCCAAGUUAUUCAUUCGCUGUCAUUCAUUACAUUUGUCAUGUCACCAGGGAGUUCCAGGUGGCAUGUAUGGCAGUUAAUCCUUUUUUUAUAGCAGCAAGAGCCCUGUGAUGUAAGCCCAAGUUUACAUUGUCCAAGUUUGUCACUUAAUCUGCUGUUGUCAUCUGGUUCUAUCUCCAGUCCUUUUAUUCUCCCCAUCACCAAAUUGCUACAUGUACAGACUGGAUACGUGCACGUAUUAGCAUAAUUCUGAGCAAAGCUUGCUUGCUUUUUUGGUGUACAUAAAAUACAGCUGGAGUAGUUUUUCACACUGUUUGGAAAUGCCAGCUUCCCCCCUGCAUUUCGAUAUCCUUUCAAGUCCAUAAGAUGGCAAUCUCAGCCCAAUAGUUCUUUUCGUUGUUUGAGUUUGGCAUUUUUUCUAGUCCAUUUCUGCAGCUUCUAUUUUGAUUGUGAAUGAAAGCUGUCUUCCCUUUGUUGCCCAAGUGACUUCAAAAAACAGAUUGCUUACAUUAGGGGGUCAUACUGGAUUCACGUCAUGGACCAUACUGUAGAUGUUUUCAGAGUCACACAGGAGACUUAUUACACGUGCCUCCAGCUGUGCCAAUUGCAGUGUGCAUGCAACUGUCUUAUAUGCUGCUCUCUUCCUCGGGGAGGAGGAGACUUGGGGGGGGGCCUUCCUGGCCAUUUUGGCCAUAUUUCACUCCCCUCUUGGUUCAUGGCAGAUGUUGCCAGUUCUACAUUAAAAUUCCUGGAGAUGGAUACUUCUUGACUUGAAAGCCUCUGGGCUUUGUUAACUACCUUCUUCCUUCUGUCUUCAGACUGUGCAUACAUAUGAUAAAGAAGUUUGGUGUCCUGAUUAUAUUCCUCAAGCAAAACCAACCACUAACUUUUGAAUGCCAUUUUGCCUGUUCUCCGAUUGCAUGGUGCAUUUCAGCUACAAGUGCAAUUGUAUGGCACGAUCUGCAGUUAGUUGUAUAAGGGCAGGGCAUCAUGUUCAGGGGCUGCAAAGACUGGAUUCUCAGCCCAGCCUUCACUGCUGACCUCCAAAAAUCUCUGCAGGAAGGGAGUGCUUUUCUUACCUUCCUACCUAUUGUAUUUUUAUCCUGUCCUUUUCCCACGGAUCUCAAGGCAGAACAUGUGGCUCUCCCCUUUUUCAUUUUUCUCUGGUAACACUCUGAGGUGUGUUAUGCUGAGAGUGAGCAACUGCCCAAAAGUCACUGAAGGAGCUUUAUGGCUGAGUGGGAGUUUGAACCUGGGACUGACUUCUGCACCAUCUCUGCUUUUCUGGGAAGAGGUAUUGAGUGGGAAGAGGGGUACUCGUUUGUAGCCUCCACCCUAUCCCAGCUAUUUUCCUCCCCUACACCAUGGGAAAGCAUGUCUCAGAACCCUGCCCUGGGGGAAAGCAUCUAGAAGUAAAUUUUGUGGAAGAAAACCAGCGAACUCCACUUCUUCCCUUGCAAACAUUUCUCUCCUGGCCACCAACAAACACAGGUGUGUGAAUUCCCUGCCUCCAAACAUGUAGAAUGUAGUAUUCUGUCAAGCUGUGGUUAUUGCUUUGAGACUUCCCCGCCUAGGACAAUUUGUAUCAUCCUGUGAUGGGAUAAUCAGCGUGAAAAGGUGGAUAAACCUCCUCCCCCAGGUAGUGGUUAAAGUGUUGGACUAGAAUCAGGUUUUAUUCUCUACUACACCGUGAAGCUUUGCUAGGUGACUUUGGGCCCAUUGCUCUGUCUCAGCCAAACCUAUACAACUGAGAGAUUAUUAGGAUAUAAUGUAUACCCAUGUACACCAUCCUGAGCGCCUCAGAGAGAGGCAGGGAUAAAAAGGUACUAAAUAAAUAAAAUCCAUAGCUGCUUGUGGAAAUUUCUGCUUUUCAGGUGAGGAAAGUUAGUGCCUUUGUAGGUUCAUAUAGCAGUUGAUUUAAACCACAGCUGCUUGCUUUGGCAUGGGUGUGAGUUCCCAGGUUGCAUUCUUUCCUGAUGGAAGCUUUCGGUCUUUUGCACCACACCUUUGUCUCAGUAUUUGGAUGAUGAUAACCAGAAUUCCUUGAGACUUGCAAGCCAAGCAACAUCCAGCACCACCACCUGGUUCUCCAGUAUGCAUAUUUGGUGGCAACUUCUGCAAGGACACAUUGUCAGCCAAGUUACUAACAAGGAGGUAGAGUGAGACCACUGGCAGGUGUAUAAUUCAGAAAGAGCACCAGCCAUUGGUAAAUACAAAUCCUAUUAAAGGUAAUGAAAUUGCCUUUAGAGUGGAGGACAAUACAACUGCUCCAUUGGGCAUCAGGCCCACUGGCCACUUCUUGCACCAAAGUGAUGUCAUCAGUCUACUCGUGUCUUUCCUCUACGUGUGUGGACUACGGCAGAAAUUUCACCCUUAAUGUUGAUAUGGUACUGGGUAAGCCAAAAGGUUGAGAAGAAUAGAAAGCCCACUGUGUAGUCACCGUGUAAAUGUUUGCAAUUGUGCCACAGGCCCGUUCUCUUUUUAUCUGUGUGUUGCGAUCUGUAUCAUGUGAUGGGAUUAUCCGGUGGGGAAGAACAAGGGGCCACUCCCUUUGUGCUUGGAAUCCUGCUAUGGGACUAGAAUCCUUCUUGUCUUGCUCAUUCUGUUCCUUAAAAUACAUUCAUUGUGUUGUAUAGGCUGUGAGGCUGAAAGGGAGGAGCAGAGAAUGAUGUAAGCCAAUUUGUAUCCUCAUUUGGAAAGAAAGGCAGAGUUUAAUGAAGUAGAUUAAAAAAAACCUUCUCAUGCCACUGAAACAACAUAGUGUGUAGUUCUCCCUGAACUGUUUCAGGACGUGGAUGACCUUCUUCAAGGAAUGUUGUGUAGUGUGAAGAAAAUGCCAAAACAUCGGAAGCACACAGUAAUGAUGACUGAGUGUUAAAUGUUUUCCCAUUUCUGUCCCUCCAUGAAUUAAGUUAAAAACUAUUUUCAAUUGCACCAGAUUGACUUGCCUUAUUUAUUUUUAUAACUGUAAAUUAAAAUUAAAAGUUUGAUUUAUGCCUAUAUCCUUUUAACUGUGGCCUCUUUUUUGAGGGCCCGGGAUUUGAAAACGUGAAUGCUGAUGCUUCAUUU